AUGAGAAUCCUUCUUCCCGUCUUGGCCACUGCCAGCCUUGCCCAUGCUGUGUCCAUAACCGGCUGCCACAAGCAUGGUGACGAUGUAUACUGUUUGACCGACGACGGCGGCGAGGUGCAGGUACUUCUAGAUAAUCCGCCGGCCGGAGACCCUCCCUCUGAAUAUACCGACUGCCACGAGCACGGAAGCACAUGGUACUGUGUCGAUGCAGGAGGAAACGAUGUCGAGAUCCUGGGAGAGAUAACCGACAGCUCCACCAGCACGAACAGUACUAACGAAGAGACGACGACCACCGAAUCGACGGAAGAGAGCACGGAAGGAGAGAACUGCCAUUUCCACGCAGGCGUAGAGCACUGUCUUGCCCCUGGGGAAUCAGAAAGUGGUGGCAGCACCAGCGAGUCGUCGUGCGGGAUCCAGACUCGAGAUUAUGACAUGCCCUUGCGUAUCGGGACGCUCUUCGUCGUUCUCGUCACCAGCUCUAUUGGUGUGUUCCUCCCUAUGGGUCUGGUGAAGCUUCCUUCCGCGACCAUCAAUGUUUGGGCGUCCACCAUUAUCAAACAGUUCGGUACAGGUGUCAUCCUCUCGACCGCAUUCGUUCACCUCUACACACAUGCAGAUCUCAUGUUCGGCAACGAGUGUCUCGGCGAGCUCGACUACGAGGCCACCACAUCAGCCGUCGUGAUGGCCGGUAUCUUCCUUUCCUUCCUGACCGAGUAUAUGGGCCAUCGUUUUAUUCUCGCCCGCGCGGCCCGUUCCGCCGAACGAUCCCAGCCAGCCGAGAAUGGCUCGAACAUCUCCUCCAAGUCCGCGGCCGAGCAAGAACCGCAGCCGCAUCACCACGCCACUCUCGCCGGCCUGGGCCACCAUCAUGGCGGCGACCCAACCAACCCCAACACAAAGCUCUCCGUGCUGGUCAUGGAAGCCGGUGUCAUCUUUCACAGUAUCCUCAUCGGGGUAACCCUCGUCGUCGCGGGCGACUCAUUUUACAAGACCCUUCUUGUCGUGAUUGUUUUCCACCAGUUCUUCGAGGGACUGGCGCUAGGAGCCCGGAUCGCGCUUCUGCCAGGUCGUACGUUCCCUAGCAAAGCCAUCAUGGGCGGUGUCUUCGCGCUCAUCACGCCCAUCGGUAUGGCGAUUGGCAUGGGCGUGAUCCACUCCUUCAACGGGCAGGAUCGCCAGACGCUCGUCGCGCUGGGGACCCUCGAUGCUCUCUCCGCCGGUAUCCUUGUGUGGGUUGGCGUUGUCGACAUGUGGGCACGCGACUGGGUUAUCGAAGGAGGCGACAUGUUCAGCGCUCCGUUGGGGCAUGUUGCAGCGGGCGGUAUCUCACUGGUUGCCGGGAUGAUCUUGAUGGGCGUCUUGGGCAAGUGGGCAUGA
Molecule: messenger RNA, 1377 nt
Organism: Aspergillus nidulans FGSC A4
Lineage: Eukaryota; Fungi; Ascomycota; Eurotiomycetes; Eurotiales; Aspergillaceae
Gene: zrfC
Product: putative ZIP Zinc transporter
Exons: 4
Coding region: 1-1377 (458 amino acids)
Biological process (GO): transmembrane transport; metal ion transport
Cellular component (GO): membrane
Molecular function (GO): metal ion transmembrane transporter activity
Source: RefSeq, a predicted model, not a curated record